CCAAUAUUGUAAAGUCCUACAAGUGUACCCGUCUUCUUUACUACCACAGUCACCUCUUCACCAGUCCUAUUAACAUGGUUCAUCUUGUCACUUCCGAUAAUGUGGAGUUCGUAGUCGACAAGGAGGUUGUUGAGCGCAGUGUUCUCAUUAAGAACAUGCUUGAAGAUGUUGGAGAGUCCGAUCAAUCCAUACCUCUGGCCAACGUUUCCUCGGCCGUACUGAGGAAGGUCAUAGAGUACUGUGAACACCAUAGGGGUGAGCCCUUGCCUAGCGCAGACGCCGACCAGAAUCAGGAUGAGACCCGCAAGCGGACAACCGAUAUCAGCGAAUGGGACCAGAAGUUUAUAACUGUUGACCAAGAGAUGUUGUUCGAGAUCAUCCUCGCUGCAAAUUAUCUCGAUAUCAAGUCGCUGCUCGAUGUUGGAUGCAAAACGGUUGCCAACAUGAUCAAGGGAAAGACCCCUGAUGAAAUCCGCCGUCUCUUUAACAUCGUCAACGACUUCACUCCAGAGGAAGAGGCGCAAAUCAAAAAAGAGAACGAAUGGGCAGAAGACCGAUGAGGGAUCAGUCUAUAGAGUUUACUGUACCAGCUAUUUUUCUAUCUUCGUGUCAUUACCAGUUUCCUUAGUAUUGCAGUUCGAUUUGCACUCGUGGUUUUCUUGUGGAACGGCGGUCGUUCGCUGCGCGCCGCAGCUUGGCGCGUGCUUACAUAAAGUCAGCAGCUGUAUUAGUACUUGUACAUUCUCAAGCAAAGUUCAAACGUACA
Suillus subalutaceus is the source of this 766-nucleotide messenger RNA. Its product is annotated as Skp1 family, dimerization domain-containing protein. Gene Ontology annotation, biological process: SCF-dependent proteasomal ubiquitin-dependent protein catabolic process; mitotic cell cycle. The record is from RefSeq and is a predicted model, not a curated record. The coding region runs from base 75 to 560 and encodes 161 amino acids. The transcript has 6 exons. Gene Ontology annotation, molecular function: cullin family protein binding. Gene Ontology annotation, cellular component: nucleus; cytoplasm. NCBI's taxonomy places the organism in Eukaryota, Fungi, Basidiomycota, Agaricomycetes, Boletales, Suillaceae.